Pleurotus ostreatus (oyster mushroom) is the source of this 2526-nucleotide messenger RNA. RefSeq lists its product as uncharacterized. Lineage: Eukaryota; Fungi; Basidiomycota; Agaricomycetes; Agaricales; Pleurotaceae. The coding region runs from base 1 to 2526 and encodes 841 amino acids. Gene Ontology annotation, molecular function: DNA-binding transcription factor activity, RNA polymerase II-specific; GTP binding; molecular adaptor activity. The transcript has 9 exons. Gene Ontology annotation, biological process: cytoskeleton-dependent cytokinesis; regulation of DNA-templated transcription. Gene Ontology annotation, cellular component: cell division site; cytosol; septin complex. The record is from RefSeq and is a predicted model, not a curated record.
AUGAACUCUCCAAAUGACUCCCGGCUAAGACUCCCAGACGACGACGCCAGUGCAAAGCCCAUCUUCAAUGGCGCCCCCAACGGUGCCCAGCCCGGAGCAGACGUCCAUAAUGAUCGUCAAGAUAAUUCCCGCCCAGAAUUCAACUUGAUGGUCGCCGGGUGCAGAGGAGGCAAAACGUCCUUUCUUCGACUGCUGCUGGACACGAGCGACAUCGCCCAGACAGCCUCCAAGGAUCAGCUCGCCGCCGUCGCAAAGUUCGUUCAAGGUUGCAGCGGCCACACCAAUCACAUACGCACAGCAUCCAUCGACAUCGAUGUCAACACCGAGCUUAACGACGGCUUCCAGCAAUUGACUCUGUCUCUCAUCGACACCCCCUCCUUGGACUUCAGAGAUGAAGUUUCUUCCGAGAGGCUCGUCGUGGAGAUGCUCCGGUACAUCGACUCUCGCUUCGCAGAGGGAUUCGAAGACGAACGCAAGGCCUUGACGGGAGAUCGAUAUAUACAUCUAUGUAUAUAUUUUCUGGACCCAGACGACAUCGUGCCUCCAUCAGUCCCAGGCCCGCCCGCUCCGCUGGUACCUCGCGCCCGUACGAACAGCUUCUCCCACCAGUCGGACGUGGAACCGGUCAUUCUGGAACCUCCCGUCACCAACCUCCCGCUCUUGUGCCGCCCAACGCUUCCACCGUCAGACAUAACCACCAUUAGACGCUUGUCGGCCCGAGUCAACGUCCUUCCCGUGAUCGCCAAAGCCGACAUGCUCUCCAAUGACCGCCUUGCCGCCAUUAAGGUCGCCAUUAGGCGAGAUUUAGCCUCCGCUGGUAUUGGAUUUGGUAUUUUUGAUAUGGAUACUCCCAUCACCAACGAUGAUCACCUUCAAUCAUCGUCGUCUUCAAUGAAGAAUGAGCCGAACGGAUAUCCCGGUCACCCAAAUGGACCUGGUUCUGCCAACAUUACACCUCCUGGCUCCCCCGUCACUCCUUUAUUGCGUUUGCCAUAUGCACUCAUUUCACCCGAUAUCUAUUCUCACAGCGACGGUGUUCAAAGAGUCGCCCCCUCGCGACACGAGCUAGUCAUCCAGUACACACCGUUGUCCGCCGUCCCUUCGGCCCCUAAACUACCUCGGGGCAAGUACAUUCGAUCAUACCGAUGGGGCUCGAUGGACGUCUUGGACCCCAUGCACAACGACUUUGUACCACUUCGCGCCGCCGUCUUUCAUCACAUGGAGACUCUACAAAAGUACACCCGCGAAUAUCUCUUUGACAAGUUUCGAAUCGACUGUCAACCUUUGCAGCGGCCCACUUCUCAACAUUCAAUCCAGGGUACUCUUACAACCCCGCCGCACACUAUCUCAGUUCUUUCUCAUGCUACCCGGCCCAUUUUGGCUAUUGAUACUGCCCCUCAUCCAGCGCGACAUCCUUCAUUGUCCAUGUCUCGUGCACCAUCGCUACCCAGUGAUAUGCGUGGCGUGCCAAUGAACAGAGCGCUACCUGACCUCAAUACUCCCGCAGCCUCCUCGAGGGCCUCGGGCUCUGCCCCCAAAGCUUCUUCCAGGCAACGGACCAAAAAAAUAACGGUGGCAUGCAAUUUCUGUCGCUCUCGGAAGCUGAAGUGCGAUGGCGGUCGUCCGGCAUGCGGGCAAUGCGUCAAACGAAACAAUCCAUGUGACUACCAACCACAGAACAAACGCAGGGGGAACGCGAAGACGUCCAAACCCGAUGAGAGUGAGAGCGAUAGUGCGGACGAUAGGUCUCCCGAUGAGGAACCAUCACUCUCCCCUGAUGUUCCCUCGCUAUCUCGCUCACGACGAAGUUCCAACGUGGACAAGUACCCAAUAGAGAAUCUUCCACCGCCCGUCUUGCCAGUCCCUGAUGUUUCUCCGUCCUCUUUACCUCCAUCAUCACUCCCGCCAUCAUCCGUGGCGUCGUCAUCUCGGUCGAAACCCUUGAUUCCCGAAAAUCGGCACUUAUUUGCGGACAACGAGUUACCACACAUCGCAACACUCUUGCCAGAACCUCCCUCGGCCGCGCCUAUGUCUGCCCCCACAUUGCCUAUCAUUCGACCUGCAUCCGAUCAACAAGCAGCACAAAGGAAGAGAUCAGCCACAGUCCCUGGUAAAACUAACCGAGCGCCCACGACUUCCGGACCAAAAGUUGUGGCAUGCAAUUUCUGCCGAGCACGCAAGACUAAAUGUGAUGGUGCCCACCCCGCUUGUUCGAGCUGCGCUCGUAGACAACUUCCGUGCAACUACGUGCAUGACUCUGCGGGCGGCAAUGGAGGUAGGAAAGGGGGUCGGCGAGCUUCUGGAGCUUCCAGAGGUCAACCAACAUCGGCACCGGGCUCUCCCCCGUCUGCCCAAUCGUCACGCAUGGCUCCUACACCCGCCGAUGCCUAUGGCCAAGUGCGUGUUGAUAUGGACGUCGACGAACACGACCUUCAGUCGAAGCGCGCAAUGGACGUCGACGAGAUUGAGCGACCAUCAAAGAAAGCCAAAAUGGACGAGGACAUCCCCAUGACCAGCGGUGUAUAA